AUGACAGAUGAAAGCAAUAUUGUGAAAUCAGCCAUUGAAUCGGAUAUUGAAGAGGAUGAUAAUGAUGAUGUAGACAAUAGAAGUAAUGCUACAACUACGGAUGAUGAAUUUUAUAAUGAACUUAUGGAUGCCCCACCCGAAAGGGAAGAUCAUUUAAUGCCCGAUGGAUGUAGUGAUGAAAUAAUUGCUAUUGAACAUUUAACAUCGUGUCUUAAUCGUCGAUAUAAUUCAUGUCCAGUCGUUUUUACCGGUACACUUAAAGACGCUUUAAUAGAAGCUUUUAAUUCCAAAGAAAUUAAAGAACGACGACCACUUCUUAUCUAUGUGAAUAAUGAUAAAAGUCUUUAUUCAAAUGUAUUUUGUAAACAAUUAUUAUGUCAUGAUAAAAUUAUUGACUAUUUAGUAAAUAAUUAUGUUCUUUGGACAUGGGAUGUUACAUUUGAAUCAAAUGGAGAAAAGUAA
This is a messenger RNA of Rotaria sp. Silwood2, 462 nucleotides long. Lineage: Eukaryota; Metazoa; Rotifera; Eurotatoria; Philodinida; Philodinidae. The record is from the annotation of a GenBank genome assembly.